CGCCGCGUUUUUAAUGGAAACAUGGCGAUGGCGGCUCCGACCGGCAGCGCGGCGCCCGUCGCCCCGGCCCUCUGCGGCCACCUCGCCCUGCUGCUGCUGCUCGCCGCCCCCGCCGCCCACGGCUACAGCUUCCCCCAGCAGCACACUAUGCAGUACUGGGCCAGGAGGCUGGAGCAGGAGAUUGAUGGAGUGAUGAGAAUAUUUGGUGGAGUCCAGCAGCUCAGAGGGAUCUACAAUGAGAAUAGAAACCUAUUUGAAGUCAAGGAGAAUGUGCCCAGGAAAUUAGUGGAGAAGGUUGCAGGGGACAUCGAGAGCCUCUUGGCCAAGAAAGUCCGUGCUUUAAAGAGACUGGCCACCGCGGCGGAGAAGUUCCAGAAGGCUCACCACUGGCAGGACAACAUCAAGGAGGAAGACAUCGAGUACUACGACUCCAAGGCCGACACCGAAUACGACGACCCCGACGGGGAGGAGAUCGAGAGGGAGAAGUCCAACUCCCUGAAGCUCGAGUUCACCGACGACGCCAACUUCAAGACCAAGGUUAACUACUCGUACGCCGCCGUGCAGAUCCCGACGGACAUCUACAAAGGCUCCACCGUGAUCCUCAACGAGCUGAACUGGACCCAGGCCCUGGAGGACGUCUUCAUCGAGAACCGGAAGGAGGAUCCCUCCCUGCUCUGGCAGGUCUUCGGCAGCGCCACCGGCGUCACCCGCUACUACCCGGCCACGCCGUGGAGAGCGCCCAACAAGAUUGAUCUCUACGACGUGCGCCGGAGGCCGUGGUACAUCCAAGGGGCCUCCUCGCCCAAGGACAUGGUCAUCAUCGUGGACGUGAGCGGCAGCGUGAGCGGCCUCACCCUCAAGCUGAUGAAGACCUCGGUCUACGAGAUGCUGGACACCCUCUCGGACGACGACUACGUCAACGUGGCCUCGUUCAACGAGAAGGCGAAGCCGGUGUCGUGCUUCAAGCACCUGGUGCAAGCCAACAUCCGUAACAAGAAGGUCUUCAAGGAGGACGUGCAGGGCAUGGUGGCCAAGGGCACGACCGACUACAAGGCCGGCUUCGAGUACGCCUUUGACCAGCUGCAGAACUCCAACAUCACGCGGGCCAACUGCAACAAGAUGAUCAUGAUGUUCACGGACGGCGGGGAGGACCGGGUGCAGGACGUCUUCGAGAAGUACAACUGGCCCAACAAAACGGUGCGCGUCUUCACCUUCUCCGUGGGGCAGCACAACUACGACGUGACCCCUCUGCAGUGGAUGGCCUGCGCCAACAAAGGUUACUACUUCGAGAUCCCCUCCAUCGGCGCCAUCCGCAUCAACACGCAGGAGUACCUGGACGUGCUGGGCAGACCCAUGGUCCUGGCCGGCAACCGGGCCAAGCAGGUCCAGUGGACCAACGUCUACCAGGACGCGCUGGGCCUGGGCCUCGUGGUGACGGGCACCCUGCCCGUGUUCAACCUCACGGAGGACAGCGGCGACAGGAAGAACCAGCUCAUCCUGGGCGUCAUGGGCAUCGACGUGGCUCUGAACGACAUCAAGAAGCUGACGCCGAGAUACAACCUGGGGGCGAACGGGUACGUCUUCGCCAUCGACCUCAACGGAUACGUCCUGCUGCACCCCAACCUGCAACCCCAGAUCAUCAACUUCCGCGAGCCGGUGACGCUGGACUUCCUCGACGCCGAGCUGGAGGACGAGAACAAGGAGGAGAUCCGGCGAAGCAUGAUCGACGGCAACGACGGGCAGAGGUUCAUCAAGACCCUCCUCAAGUCCGUGGACGAGCAAUACAUCGACGAGGUGUUCAGGACCUACACGUGGGCCCCUAUCAAAAGCACCAACUACAGCCUGGGGCUGGUCCUGCCUCCCUACAGCACCUACUACAUCCAGGCCAACCUGAGCGACCAGAUCCUCCAAGUGAAGUAUUUUGAAUACCUGCUGCCAAACAGCUUUGAGUCGGAGGGACAUGUGUUCAUUGCCCCCAGAGAGUAUUGCAAAGACCUCGACCUGUCAGAUAACAACACGGAAUUCCUGGAAAACUUCAUCGCCCUCAUGGAAAAGGUGACCCCAGACUCCAAGCAGUGCGACAACUUUCUGCUGCACAACCUGAUCCUGGACACGGGCAUCACGCAGCAGCUGGUGGAGCGGGUCUGGAAGGACCAGGACCUCAACACGUACAGCCUGCUGGCCGUCUUCGCAGCCACCGACGGGGGCAUCACCCGCGUCUUCCCCAACAAGGCCGCGGACGACUGGGAGGAGGAGCCGGAGCCCUUCAACGCCAGCUUCUACCGGAGGAGCCUGGACAACAAGGGCUACGUCUUCAAACCGCCCUACCGGGACGCCGGCUACCGCGGGCUGGACCUGGAGAACGACACCAUCGGGAUCCUGGUGAGCACCGCCGUGGAGCUCAGCAUCGGGGGCAAGACGCUGAAGCCAGCAGUGGUUGGCGUGAAGCUGGACCUGGAGGCCUGGGCGGAGAAGUUCAAAGUGCUGGCGAGCAACCGGACGGACCGGGACCAGCUGGGCACGCGCAGGUGCGACCCCUCGACAAGCUGCGAGAUGGACUGCGAGGCCAACAACAAGGACCUCAUCUGCGUCCUCAUCGACGACGGAGGCUUCCUGGUGCUCUCCAACCAGGAGGAUCACUGGUACCAGGUGGGCAAGUUCUUCAGCGAGGUGGAUGCCAACCUGAUGUCUGCCCUCUACAACAACUCCUUCUACACCCGCAAGGAGUCCUACGACUUCCAGUCCGUGUGUGCCCCCGAGGCGCAGAGCAACACGGGCGCUGCCCCCCGCGGCGUCUUCGUGCCCACCGUGGCAGACUUCCUCAACCUGGCCUGGUGGACCUCGGCCGCCGCCUGGUCUCUGUUGCAGCAGUUCCUGUACGGCCUCACCUACAGCAGCUGGUUUCAGACCGAGGACGUCGCGGCAGACAGCGUGGAGUCCAGGGAGACCAGCUGCAUCACGAAGCAGACGCAGUACUACUUCAGCACCGUCAACGCCACCUACAACGCCAUGAUCGACUGCGGGAACUGCUCGAGGCUCUUCCACGCGCAGAGGCUGGCCAACACCAACCUGCUCUUCGUGGUGGCCGACAAGCCCAUGUGCAGCCAGUGCGAGUCCGUCAAGCUGCUCCAGGCGGAGAUCCGGGCUCCGCCGCGAGACCCGAACCAAUGCGAGCUGGUGGACAGGCCCCGCUACCGGAAAGGCCCCCACAUCUGCUUCGAUUACAACGCAACGGAAGAUACCUCAGACUGCGGCCGAGGGGCUUCGUUCGCCCCCUCCCUGGGGGUCCUGCUGUCGCUGCAGCUGCUUCUCCUCUGCCUGAGCGCCGGCCGGCACCCGCUGCCCUCGGCCUCCUGCCUUUAAGCGCCCGCGCCGCCGGCCCGUCCCCAUUUCUUUUGCUCCGAGCGCCAUCUCCAUCCCCCUUCCCGGCGCGGUGGGAAAGGCAGCGGCGUCUUCUCCCC
Molecule: messenger RNA, 3461 nt
Organism: Rhea pennata
Lineage: Eukaryota; Metazoa; Chordata; Aves; Rheiformes; Rheidae
Gene: CACNA2D2
Product: calcium voltage-gated channel auxiliary subunit alpha2delta 2
Exons: 38
Coding region: 22-3363 (1113 amino acids)
Cellular component (GO): voltage-gated calcium channel complex
Molecular function (GO): voltage-gated calcium channel activity
Source: RefSeq, a predicted model, not a curated record